AUGGUAGCUCCUGUUCCCAUAAUUUGUAUUCAACUUAGGAAAGCCACACUAAGUUGUAUUAUAUACCAUCUUGGUUAUACCAGUUUCGAUAAUCCAGCGUACGACUGGCCUAUCAUACCUGGCUAUCCCUGUCCGCCGCGAGAGAUCGCCCGCACCAAGUGUUUGGGACCCAAAGACUGCUUAUAUCCCAAUCCCCGCGAUUGCAGUCGUUUUAUACAGUGUAACGACGCCUCCAUC
Molecule: messenger RNA, 237 nt
Organism: Oppiella nova
Lineage: Eukaryota; Metazoa; Arthropoda; Arachnida; Sarcoptiformes; Oppiidae
Source: the annotation of a GenBank genome assembly